AUGCAGUAUGCGGAAGGGGCCUAUAUAAAAGGCGCAGGCUCGCGCGGACUCUGCACGACGCCUCGCGGAGAAGGCAAGAGCCAUCUAGCAUCGACAGGAACAACCAUGGCCAAGGAGUGGGGCUACGCCAACCACAACGGUGAGUACGGACAGCCACGACCCGGGCCCGGUCAGGGGCCAGGGGAGCCCCUCAGCAUCGCAGGGAGCGGACGACUCUACGGAGUAAGAGGUCCUGACCACUGGCCUGAACUUUUCCCAUUUGCCAAGGGAAACAAGCAGUCACCCAUUGAGCUGCAUACCAAAGACAUCAAGCAUGACCCUACUCUGUCUCCGUGGACGGCAUCUUAUGACCCUGGCUCUGCCAAGACCAUUCUGAACAAUGGGAAAACCUGCAGAGUUGUGUUUGAUGACACUUAUGAUAGGUCAAUGCUGAGGGGUGGCCCUCUCAUUGGAUCCUACCGGCUUCGCCAGUUUCAUCUUCACUGGGGCUCAUCUGAUGAUCACGGCUCUGAGCACAGCGUGGAUGGAGUCAAGUAUGCAGCAGAGCUGCAUUUGGUUCACUGGAAUCCAAAGUAUAACACUUACGGAGGAGCUCUGAAGCAGCCUGAUGGAAUAGCUGUGGUCGGCGUUUUUCUGCAGGUAGGAAGUGAGAAAGGCGAGUUCCAGCUAUUUCUUGAUGCACUGGACAAAAUUAAGACAAAGGGCAAGGAGACACCCUUCACAAACUUCAACCCUUCCUGCCUAUUCCCUGCCUGCCGGGACUACUGGACCUACCAAGGCUCCUUCACCACGCCGCCCUGCGAGGAGUGCAUCGUGUGGCUUUUGCUGAAGGAGCCAAUCACCGUGAGCUCCGACCAGAUGGCCAAGCUGCGGAGCCUCUACUCCAGUCCCGAGAACGAGCCCCCGGUGCCCCUGGUGAGGAACUGGCGCCCUCCACAGCCUCUCAAGGGCAGGAUAGUGAGAGCCUCCUUCAAAUGAGGCCA
Molecule: messenger RNA, 983 nt
Organism: Loxodonta africana (African savanna elephant)
Lineage: Eukaryota; Metazoa; Chordata; Mammalia; Proboscidea; Elephantidae
Gene: CA3
Product: carbonic anhydrase 3
Exons: 7
Coding region: 1-978 (325 amino acids)
Cellular component (GO): cytosol
Molecular function (GO): zinc ion binding; carbonate dehydratase activity
Source: RefSeq, a predicted model, not a curated record